This is a messenger RNA of Paramecium sonneborni, 3781 nucleotides long. NCBI's taxonomy places the organism in Eukaryota, Ciliophora, Oligohymenophorea, Peniculida, Parameciidae. The record is from the annotation of a GenBank genome assembly.
AUGGCAGAGAAAAAAAAAUCAAUUUAGACUGGAGAUCAAGAGAAGAAAUUGUAAUUAUCAGACAUUCGUAAGGCUGAAUUAUUAUAUGAAGAUAAUUUAAGUUUGAUGAUUUCAAUAUUAGAUACAAAAAUUAAAUUUUGGAUUGAAUUAGAUAAAGGAUACUAAAGAAUUGAAGAUUUUGCUUUAUGUACAUAUAAUUUAAGUUAAAAGAUAUGGUAAUUGAGAGAUACAUUCUUUUCUUGGUUUUCUAUUUAACCAAUGAAAUUAUAAACUAGAUUAACACACUUCAAUAUAAUAGAAUUAAAAUUAUUAGGAAUUUUAUAUUCAGCCAUAUUAAAUGAUUAUCAUGCAACUUUGGAUAUAGAAUAACGUAUAGAUGAAAUUAUGUAAUUUGAAAGAAAUGUAUAAACUGAAAAUGUAAAUAAUUUAACACUUUUUAAUGAUGAAUUAGUAAUGAUUGCUACAAGUUUUGCUAAAUAAAAAAGUUUAAUCUUAAAUAGAAAUAGAGGGUAAUUGGCAUAAUUCUUUGGAUAUAAAGAUGAGAAAGAUUUUUAGAAUAUACUCUAUAUUGAACAAUUAAUGCCACCUUAUAUCUAAUAGAUUCAUGAUAAGAUUAUUCAAAGAUAUAUGAAAAAAGGAUAUUCAUUAUUAAUUGAACAUUCUAAAGAAGUUUAUGUAAAAAUGAAAAAUAACUUUAUUAAAGCAGCUAAUAUUAGUUUACUUCACAUGUUUGAAAAUGAUGCAGAUUAUAUCAUUACAGGUGCUUUAUAAAAAGUUAAAUAAAGUUAUGAUUUUCUGAUUUUCGAUCGUCGUGGUAAGAUCUUAGGCAUAAGUGAACAACUUUUCGAUAUUCUAGGUAAAGGAUUUACUUUAGAAUAAUUAUUAAGUAAGGGAUUUGUAUAUUUUUGGUUCUAAAGUAUUUUUGAACUAAUUAAUUAAGAAAAGGAACUUCUAUUAUAGUAAUCUGAAUUAUAAGCAAGAGGAAUUCCGAAAACAUAAAUAAUAUGUCCUAUAAAUAAUUUUAAUUAAUUAUGUAUAGAUCAUGAUUUCAGUAGAGCUAACAGCACUGUGAAACUUCAUGAAUCUUAAAAUUAUUACACUGAAGUAAAUGAAACUGAACAAUAAAAUUAUUUAUCAUAUGGUAAUAACAUCAAUUCAAUACAUUUUUUAAAAGAAUAAAAUAUAUCAUUUAUUAAUGAUUUUUUGUAAAAAUUCAAUUAAAGUAAAUAUAUUGAUUAAGAUACUCAAUAUUCUAUUAAAUUUUAAUUAGCAUUUAAUGUUUUAGGUGGUGAUAUCCUUUCACAAUUUAUAUUGUAAAUUAAUGAUAUUGAAAAACUUAGUAAAAAAAAAUCUUUUAAUAAUCCUUCAGCCAGUUAUUAUAGUACAAUUAAAAAAACACUUUCUAAUGAUCCUUUUAAUGAAUCUGAUUUUAAAUUAGAUUAAGAGGGAAUUGAAAAUGCAAUAAGUUUUAAUCCUCCAAUAAUUAAUAAGAUUAAUUAAGUUCCAAAUCAAGAUAUAGAUGAAAGUUAAAAAAAAUAAUCAUAUCUAUAUGAAAGUCAAUAAUAAUAAUAAUUAGUUUCACCAAGAGGAAAUAAAGAUAUCCUUAUUAAUGUAGAAUAUGAUGAAGACGAAGAUGAAGAUUAAAAAUAAGCAUACGAACUUGCUAAAAGUAGCUCUUAAUAAAAUUAAAAUAAAUAGAAUGUUGAAGAAGUUAUAUAACAAUAUAAAGAAUUUGAAUAAGAGUUUAAAGAUAAUGCAAAGUAAUCAUAAUCUAGUGCUACUUCUGACAGAACUUAAAUGUCCGUAUUCAAUAUACUUAGAAAUCUAUAAUACACUUAAAGAUAUUAAACUACUCUUAUUAAAGUGUUUUUGAAUACAACUUUUCUCUUUCUUGUAUUACUUUUUUUAGUUAUUCUUGAAUUAAUUAUUGCAAGGGGAAACACAAAUAAUUUGUAAUAUUAAAUUCCUCUUGUCAGAUUACCUGAUAGGUUUAAUAGAUUAUAUUGUACUUUUACAGUUUUAGGAUAAUUAGAUUUAGAAAUGAGAUUACUUGAAUUUAAUCAUGGAGAUUAUUAUGUCUAUCGUAUUUAAUAAGAAAGCAAAUAAAUAAGAAUUGAAUUAUUACAAUUAAUUGUUGAAAUAGAAAAAGAAUUUUCAGUUUUAGAAUAAUAAGGAAAAUUAAAUAAAGCUGAAAUAUAAAUUGUCAAUCAAUAUAUUUAUUCAGCCUACAAUAUUUCCUUUUUGUAAUUUAAUUAAAUGGUUAAUGAAUAUACUCAAGCAUUAGAUAAUCUAUUUGAAGAAAAUGAUGAACUCUCUUUGAUUAAUGAAUAGAUAAGAUUACUAUUCAUGAAAGCUAAUCUCAAUAAUUUAAUUGAUUUUGUAAGCAAUGUUGUAGAGAAUAUUGUUAGUGAAUUUUUUGCAAAUAUUGAUAAUUAUGAAUUUCUCUAUCUUAUUUUUCUAUUUGCUUAACUUCUCAUUAUUAUUAUUGCUAUAUUACUUUAAUUUAAAUUAUGGACAGAACCUUAUAUUUAUAAAUAAAAUAUCCUACUUAUGAUAUGUAGAGUACAAGAAAAAGAUGUGGAAUUAUUAUUAUUAAAAUAUAAGUCUUUUAAAGAUAUUUUAAUAAAUGACAUAAGUAAAUGGAAAUAAAUAAAUUAUUUUAAAGAGUUCUUUACUUGUAGAAUAUCCUAAUUAAGAAAAAUAUAAAAAUUAACACAUUAACAUUAAAUAGAAAAAAAACAAUAAAAAUCAUAAUAGAGAGCCAAAUUGAAUUAAAGAAUUUAAGAGACUCAAUAUUCUAUAGUCCAUAUAUAUUUAAUGUUAUUUUUUUUAUGGUUUAUUUUAACCUCAUUUGUUUUAUCAUCAUAUCUUUUUUAAGAUAUAAAUAUAACAGAUUCAUUUCCCGAAUUAGAUUUAUGUAUGAGAUUUGUAAGAUUUAAAUAAAGAUUUGAUAGUUGUAUGAUUAUUAGUUAAUUGAUAAAAAAUUAAAAUUUAUUAAGUAAUCUUUAGAAAAAAAGUGGGAUUUAUCUUUAAAAUCCAGAAUAUAAUAAAACAGAUGGAUUUUUUUAGAGGAAUAAUAAAAUUUUAUUAGCAUAGUUUAAAAUGAGUUUAGAAUUAUAGAAGGAAUAAUAUAAUUCUAUAUAUGAUAAUAUAGUUGCAUCUGCUAAGAUAAGUGAUUAAAAUAAAAAUUUAUUGUUAGGAUUGUAUUAAGAUGAUCUUUGUGAUUAUAUUGGAGAUAAAUUACCUUUUUGUAAUUAUAUGAAUGGGAAAUUUCAAAAUUUUCCAGAUUUUCCAUAGCCCCUUGAGAUCAAUAAUAAUAGAGAACGUUUGAAAUAAGGUUUUAAUGGAUUAUAUUAAGAGUAAAAUUAAGUUUAAAUAUUAUAGAAUUCAGGCGCUUUUUUCAAGUAAAUUUGUGAAAGAGUUGAAUGGAGAAUUAGAAAGUGAUGCUGAUGAAAUUAUAAAUUUUUUGCAAUCGGCUGAAAAUUUUUAACUAUUGAUGCCAUAUUUUUUUGACCUUAAUAAAGCAAUAGUAGAAUUUUAUUCAACUAUAAUAUCUACAUCUGUAGAUAUUUUAGAAAAAGAUUAUUAAAGUUAUUUAAUUUAUUAUGUGAUAUUUGGAAUAGUAGCUUCAGGUAUAUUAUUUUCUGUGGUAAUUUUGGCAACCAGAAAAUUAUAAAGAUAAAUUAGAGCAAUAAGAUAAGCAUUGGUAUUGUUACCUCAUGAAAGUUUAUUAGAUGUAUAGGUUUAUAAUGCAAUCAAAAGAUUUGAAUAAAAGAUGUGA